ACGUAAAAAUACAAAUAUAUAUUAAAAAAUUGUAAACAACGCUAACAAAAACAUCGCAGAAGGAGAUAACAACAACGAGCGGGAACGUCAUCAGGCCACUUUUGUUGAUAUUAAAGUUUUGGAACUUUCUUUCUUGACACGAUCGAGUCGUGUGUGUCAUUAUCAAAACGUGAAGGGAACGGAAAUUCUAUUUUAUGCCAUCAUUAGGUAUAGCCAUUUAAAAUGUUUGCAUUUAGUUGGUAGCAAAGCCUUAAAUACGCAGCACCAGUGAUUAUAACGAAAAAACAAAAUAUCAAAAAAAAUAUCAAAAAAAAAAAACAAAAAACAAAAAACAAAAAACAAAAAACGAAACAAAGCAAAACAAGAAACAACAACAUGAACUAUUUUUGGUUUCUUUUUUCUUAUAUCCUAUCCGAGGCGCAUCAAAUUAAUACCGGCAAAGUAGUCUAUAGUCAACCCAAUGUUCAAGCAUUAAAUCCAUUUGAAUAUCGGAGCACACCGGACGCUUACCAUACGCUCCGUCAGGCAUUCUUAAGCUAUGAACAGUCCAGAGUUUUGGGUUACGAUGUCAUUUUGAAUGCGAAUGAAACGUUAGCCAACGAAUUGAUUAUGAGAGUGAAAACGCAAGAAUAUGAAAAGGGUUUAGCUACACCGCAUCUUUUCGCACCAUCGCGGCAUUUAUUCAGUGUAUUAGAAGAAAUUAAAAAAAGUCAUUUAUUUGCGUUACUUUCAAUGAUGCCCAAAGGUGCUGUAUUACAUGCCCACGAUACCGCUCUUUGUAGCACCGAUUUUCUAAUAGAAUUGACUUACAGAGAUAACUUAUGGUUAUGUCAGGAUGCAAAAAGCUUGGAAAUCUUCGAUAUGAAAUUCUUUAAAACACAACCCGAAGAUGCAUUAAACAAUAAUUGUGAAUGGGAAUUAAUGUCAAAAGCAAGACACACCUACGGAGCCCAAACGAUUGACGAUAUCUUACGGGAACAAUUAACUUUAUAUCCGACAGAAAAAUUCAUGGAUAAUAACGAAGCGUGGCAGCAAUUUAUGAAAAUUUUCGGGCUAUUAGAUGGCUUGCUCUUCUAUAUACCAAACUGGUCAGAUUAUUAUUAUCACGCUUUAGAGGAAUUUUAUGCCGAUGGUGUGCAAUAUUUGGAAUUUCGUUCAACUUUACCAAUUCUUUACGAUUUGGAUGGCAACAACUAUACCGAAAUGGAUACAGUUAAGGUUUACAAAGAAACUUUGGAUAAGUUUUUGGUAACGCAUAAUGAAUUCAUUGGUUCGAAAUUGAUUUAUGCACCCAUACGUAACGCUGAUCAGAACGGCAUUGAGCACUACAUUAACGUGUGCAAAGAAAUUAAGAAUUUAUAUCCUGACUUUUUGGCUGGCUUCGAUUUGGUUGGCCAGGAAGAGUUGGGUCGUCCUUUGAAGGACUUUAUACCGCAAUUAUUAAAUUUAACUGAAGACAUCGAUUUUUUCUUUCACGCCGGCGAAACGAAUUGGUUUGGUUCCACAGUCGACGAGAAUCUCAUCGAUGCCGUCCUAUUGGGUACAAAACGUAUUGGCCACGGUUUUGCUUUAAUCAAACAUCCGAUGGUCUUGGAAGUUGUAAAGCAACGUAACAUCGCCAUUGAAGUUAGUCCAAUAUCUAAUCAAGUAUUGCAGCUCGUAUCUGAUUAUCGUAAUCAUCCGUGUGCUCAUUUCUUUGCCGACAAUUAUCCGGUGGUGAUUUCGUCAGAUGAUCCAUCCUUCUGGAAAGCUACCCCACUUACGCAUGACUUUUAUAUAGCUUUUCUUGGCAUAGCUUCAGCGCAUUCUGAUUUACGUUUAUUGAAGAAAUUGGCCCUAAAUUCAAUAUACUACAGUGCUAUGUCAUAUGAGCAAAAGCAAAUCGCUUUACAAAAAUGGCAAAUAAAAUGGAAUAAAUUCAUACAAACUCUUAUAAAUGACGACUCAAUCAGUAAUAGUGGCAGCGGCGGCAUUAUCUUAAAAGAACUUUUCAAUAAUAAUAUAGAUUGACUAGGAGUUGCUUUAACUAUCUCGUUAACUAUAUCGUUCAUAUAUAUUUUUGGAAGUUAAUUUUUUAAGGCGGUCCCCUCGUGAUAGGCAUUCGAUUUUCUUCUUGUUUUUUAUUUACCUUAAAUACUUUCAUUAAUAAUAAUACAAACACAUAUAACAUAUGUAUAA
Molecule: messenger RNA, 2178 nt
Organism: Glossina fuscipes
Lineage: Eukaryota; Metazoa; Arthropoda; Insecta; Diptera; Glossinidae
Product: adenosine deaminase 2-like
Exons: 4
Coding region: 376-2010 (544 amino acids)
Biological process (GO): inosine biosynthetic process; adenosine catabolic process
Molecular function (GO): adenosine deaminase activity
Source: RefSeq, a predicted model, not a curated record